This is a messenger RNA of Plodia interpunctella (Indianmeal moth), 2180 nucleotides long. Its product is annotated as zinc finger protein GLI1-like. Gene Ontology annotation, cellular component: nucleus. The transcript is spliced from 17 exons. Gene Ontology annotation, biological process: regulation of gene expression. Lineage: Eukaryota; Metazoa; Arthropoda; Insecta; Lepidoptera; Pyralidae. The coding region runs from base 83 to 2038 and encodes 651 amino acids. The record is from RefSeq and is a predicted model, not a curated record.
AAAAAUUCAGUGAAAAAAACGACGGUUUGACGUGCGCUUCGUGUUUUUUGUCAAAAAAAUAAUUGAAUAUUGCAAAAAAUAAAUGAUGUUUUCGGAUGAAGAAAUAAAAGAAAUACCAGAGAGCACUUUCAUGAGAUCUGACGACGAAAUCAUAAGCAUCCGUGAAGUCUGUUUGAAUGACAAGUUUGACAAAAAGGAUUUAGGAUUUAGUAGCGAAUCCCUCCUAUCCAAUUCUGGCAGAAAUUAUCUGGAAGUGACCCGCUCUCUGUUCCGGGACGGCUUCUUCCCCGAGGGUCUAGACCCGCAGCAGGCCAGGUUCGCAUGGACAGAAGAGGACGGCAAUAUAGCGGCGCUCGUCUCCGAGCCAGGGUUCGGCACCACCGGUCAGACAACCUUCGGGAAGGACCUGGACGCAGCCCUUAAAAGUGAACUCAAGGAGGCCGACACCUCCAGUUCAGUGACCCAGUCGACCAGCCGCAGCGGGCUGACCUUCAUCAGGAAGCCUUACUCAGAAUCCCAGCUGGUCACUUCCACCUCGACCAGUAAUGAACGCAAAAAUGGCCAAGGGGCUCGGAAGGUGGACAAGACAGAUCCCAGGUCCAGGUUCCACUUCGUCAAAUACGUGAAGAGACACGGCCGGACGGUGAAACUGUGGGAAUGCGGAAUUUGCAGCCGCGAGUUCCAGCACCAGUACACGCUGAUGCGGCACCUCCCCACGCACACGGACGAGCGCAACUUCCACUGCGACGCGUGCGGCAAGAGCUUCCGCCAGCUCUCCACGCUCAGCCAGCACCGCGCCAUACACUCCGCCGAAAGGCCAUACACUUGUGAGGUGUGCAAUAAGACGUUCAACCGCGUGUCCACAUUGAUCUCCCACCGCAAGACCCACUCAGACGAGAAGCCCUACAAAUGUCACAUCUGUCCCAAAGGGUUCCACCAGAAAGGCAACCUCCGCAACCACCUGUUCACGCACACCAACGAGCGGCCCUACCGCUGCAACAUCUGCCUCAAGGGCUUCAACCAGCAGUCCAACCUCGUCUGCCACAAGAACAAGGCACAUUCAGAUGAUGGUUGUAGCGCCGUGUCGUCGCGCAGAAAUUCUUUACGUCUGCCGCAGCCAACGACUGCGCCGGCCACUCAAUCAGAUUCCUCCAGAUCAUCAGCCGAUCACUGUGAGGUAUCAUCUACGGUUGGUCCCUACUUGCCCUCAAUCGAAGGCCCGUCCUCAUCUUGGGGGUCCAAAUGGAUCGUCCCCAAGACCGAGCCCGGGGACAUGUGGAGUCAAGAUGGCAGCUGGGGGGUCGGGUCUGGGGUCAUCGUGGACCCCAUCAAGACAUACCAUAUGGGAGUGGCAUUAGCUACGAAGCAAACACCAUUUGCUUUAUUGAAGCCAGACAAUGGAACCCCCGUGUUGGUGAAAGUCAUUGAUACCAAGCUACCUGGUGGGAAACAGAUGUUGGUACCAGCAACUGCCGAAGAUCUGAAAGUCGGCGGUAAAAUUGUUCUAAAAAGUGAUGACCAUAUUGCACCCGACGUGAACCCCGAGCCGUCGGGGUCGGCAGUCCAGAUCCGCGUGCCGGUGGUCGCGACCGUGAUCCCGAAGCUGCAGCGCGGCGGCCGCCUGCACCUCGCCGUCGAGGAGCCGCACCACGCCUACCACACCGCGCUCUCCGCCGACAUAGGCGAAGUGAAAGUGGAGCCAUGUUCGAGCAAGUUGGAGCAGCUGUCAGCGGCGGGCUGCCAGGAGCCGAUGCCGCGACUGACGCCGCUGCGGCCGCACGACAACGUCAAUGUCUUCGACGACUCUGCCCUCAGACCUACCGGCAGUCGCUUAUCGUCGUCGUGUUCGCUGCCGCCGCCCGCACCGUCGCCGCCGCUCGACUUCAUCCCGAUGGAUCUCUUUGAGCCUAUGGAGUGUAUACCUUUGGGACCUCAAAUAACAGCAGUGGGCCACAUCGACCAGCCGCCGCCAUCUGAUGAUUCUGAUAUUUUCAUCGGGAAAUUUGAAGAGAGUAUCCCGCUCUCUGACACGGAAUAAACUGGAUGUUUUUACAACUUUUUGAAAUAAUGUUAUUUAUUUUUUGUUGGAUGCCCAGAAGAAUAAAGUCGUCGAUUUGUUUUAGUUUUAAGUGAAAAUGCCUUUUGUUUGAUAAUGAAAUAAAGCAUGACUUAUACAAACA